Molecule: messenger RNA, 5723 nt
Organism: Acipenser ruthenus (sterlet)
Lineage: Eukaryota; Metazoa; Chordata; Actinopteri; Acipenseriformes; Acipenseridae
Product: electrogenic sodium bicarbonate cotransporter 1
Exons: 27
Coding region: 471-3818 (1115 amino acids)
Biological process (GO): bicarbonate transport; transmembrane transport; monoatomic anion transport
Cellular component (GO): basolateral plasma membrane; plasma membrane
Molecular function (GO): solute:inorganic anion antiporter activity; sodium:bicarbonate symporter activity; monoatomic anion transmembrane transporter activity
Source: RefSeq, a predicted model, not a curated record
ACCUCUUGUCUCUUCCUCCCACUUGUGGUCAAUGACGUUGAAGGAGGGUUGGUGCUUCAAAUAUGGAAAAAAGACUCACGCUAACAGUAGCACAACCGCACAGACACUCCACUUCAGACACUAUACAUUCAGACAGACUGAAGGAAAACAAACAAAUAAAUACAAACAGUUCAAACUGAAAUAUCGUUAGGGCUUGCAAAGUGUCCUGGAAAAUAACUCAAACUUGAAAGUACGCUACCGCCACAACAAGCUGUUGUGUGCAUGGUAAACCUGUACCUUGCAGUUAAGCUGCGUCUUAUCAGGGAUCUUCACACUGGAUCAAUACCUAAACAAAUAAAGGUAAGUACGCUUAUCAGAGAAGACGCACGUCGUCGCCACUCUUUUUGAGCAGAUACUCUGGACUGAGGCUUGAGAUUCCUUUGGAGUUCUUCAAGAGGAAGAGGCGCCUGGGAUAAAGACACUAAGGCAAAAUGAGCGCCGAUAAAAGCAAGAUGGAGGAUGAAGCUGUGUUGGACAGAGGGGCUUCCUUUCUAAAACAUGUCUGCGAUGAAGAGGAGGUAGAAGGACACCACACCAUCUACAUUGGUGUGCAUGUGCCCAAAAGCUACAGGAGACGAAGACGCCACAGGAGGAGAGUGGGACACAAGGAUAGAGGAGAGAGAGAGAAAGUGACGGAAAAUGCCUCUGACAAGUCGGAUGUGGAAAAUGAUGAGACCAGCAAUAGCAUCCUCAGACCACUCAUCUCCCCUGCAGCUGAGAGGAUUCGCUUCAUGCUGGGGGAGGAGGAUGACAGCCCGGCUCCCCCUCAGCUCUUUACAGAACUGGAUGAACUGUUGGCUGUAGAUGGACAAGAAAUGGAAUGGAAGGAGACAGCACGAUGGAUCAAGUUUGAAGAGAAGGUUGAAGAGGGAGGUGAAAGGUGGAGUAAGCCUCAUGUCGCCACGUUGACCUUACACAGUCUGUUUGAGCUGCGGACCUGUAUAGAGAAAGGGACCAUAAUGUUGGAUUUGGAAGCUGCUACACUUCCUCAGGUUGUGGAGAUGAUCACUGACAGCCAGAUUGAGAACGGGCAGCUGAAAGCAGAGCUCAAGGACAAAGUGAUGUACACCUUGCUGCGGAAGCAUCGCCACCAGACCAAGAAAUCCAACCUGCGCUCACUGGCUGACAUUGGCAAGACUGUCUCCAGUGCAAGUAGGCUGUUUACCAACCCGGAUAAUGCACGUAGUCAGCUUGAAAACCCUAUGCCUUGCUUAACAAUCCGCACCUCGGACGAGGACCUUCAAGCCUGGAAGAGCCCGAGCAUGGGAUGGCUUAGUAGCCCAACAACUACUCAUCGAAACCUGACAUCCAGUAGCAUGAAUGACAUUUCCGAUAAACCAGAAAAAGACCAGCUGAAAAACAAGUUCAUGAAGAAGCUUCCCCGGGAUGCUGAGGCCUCCAAUGUGCUGGUAGGCGAGGUGGAUUUCCUGGACAGCCCCUUCGUUGCUUUUGUGCGGCUUCAGCAAGCAGUAAUGUUGGGAGCCCUGACUGAAGUUCCUGUACCGACCAGAUUCCUUUUUAUCCUGCUGGGACCCAAAGGCAAAGCCAAGUCUUACCAUGAAAUCGGGAGAGCCAUUGCCACUCUCAUGUCGGACGAGGUGUUCCAUGACAUUGCAUACAAAGCCAAGGACAGGCAGGACCUGUUGGCUGGAAUCGAUGAGUUUCUGGAUGAGGUGAUUGUUCUUCCACCAGGUGAAUGGGACCCUGCCAUUAGGAUAGAACCUCCAAAAUCUCUUCCAUCAUCAGACAAGAGAAAGAACAUGUACGCUGGAGGGGAUAACGUGCAGAUGAAUGGGGACACACCCCAUGAUGGGGGACAUGGAGGUGGAGGACAUCAUGUGAGCGAUGAGCUGAAAAAAACUGGAAGGUUUUGUGGGGGACUAAUCCUAGAUAUCAAGAGGAAAAUCCCAUUUUUUGCCAGUGACUUUUAUGAUGCAUUAAGCAUCCAGUCCCUGUCUGCAGUACUUUUCAUCUAUUUGGCAACAGUAACCAAUGCCAUCACUUUUGGAGGCCUGCUGGGAGAUGCUACUGAUAAUAUGCAGGGUGUGUUGGAGAGCUUCCUGGGCACAGCAGUUACUGGAGCUGUCUUCUGCCUUUUCUCCGGUCAGCCCCUCAUUAUCCUUAGCAGUACGGGUCCUGUACUGGUCUUUGAGAGGCUGCUCUUUAAUUUCAGCAAGGAUAAUGACUUUGACUACCUAGAGUUCCGAUUAUGGAUAGGCCUGUGGUCAGCGCUCUUCUGCCUCCUCCUGGUUGCUACAGAUGCCAGCUUCCUGGUCCAGUAUUUCACCCGGUUCACAGAAGAAGGCUUUUCCUCGCUUAUCAGCUUCAUUUUUAUCUAUGAUGCCUUUAAAAAGAUGCUCAAGAUGGCAGACUACUACCCAAUCAACUCGGACUAUAAGCUUGAUUAUGUUACCCUUUAUGGCUGUACGUGUAUGCCGCCUACACCAGACAAUAGCUCGGGACUGUUAACUGAGACAUCAGAUGCGUCAUCUACUUGGCUUUUCAAUAACACUGGUUUGCUCCUAAAUGCAACCUGGUCUUCCCUGUCAAAGAAGGAGUGUAUUAAGUAUGGUGGGGAGCUCAUUGGAAAGAGCUGCAAGUAUGUUCCAGACAUCGCCCUGAUGUCCUUUAUCCUCUUCUUUGGCACCUACACUGUCUCCAUGGGUUUGAAGAAGUUCAAAACCAGCCAAUUUUUCCCCACGACUGUUAGGAAGCUUAUCAGUGACUUUGCCAUUGUCUUGUCCAUUCUUAUUUUCUGUGGAGUUGAUGCAUUGGUUGGGGUGGACACACCAAAGCUUAUUGUGCCAAGUGAAUUCAAGCCAACAAGCCCAAAUAGAGGAUGGUUUGUCCCUCCAUUCGGAGGCAAUCCCUGGUGGGUUUACCUGGCAGCUGCCCUCCCAGCACUGCUAGUCACCAUCCUCAUCUUCAUGGACCAACAGAUCACAGCUGUCAUUGUCAACAGGAAAGAACACAAGCUCAAGAAAGGUGCUGGCUACCAUCUGGAUCUCUUUUGGGUAGCCAUUCUGAUAAUAGUGUGUUCAUUCAUGGCACUGCCCUGGUACGUUGCUGCUACUGUGAUCUCAAUUGCCCACAUUGACAGCUUGAAAAUGGAGACAGAAACCUCAGCACCUGGAGAGCAACCCAAGUUUUUGGGAGUUAGGGAACAAAGAGUCACUGGGACCAUUGUCUUCCUUCUGACUGGUGUGUCUGUCUUCAUGGCUCCAAUCCUGAAGUUCAUCCCAAUGCCGGUGCUUUAUGGAGUUUUCCUCUACAUGGGUGUUGCUUCAUUGAAUAAUGUGCAGUUCAUGGAUCGCUUGCAGCUGCUUUUAAUGCCAGCUAAACAUCAGCCGGAUUUUAUCUACCUGCGGCAUGUGCCACUUCGUCGAAUCCACUUGUUUACAUUCAUUCAGGUGCUCUGCCUGGCCCUGCUAUGGAUUCUCAAGUCAACCGUGGCUGCCAUUAUUUUCCCAGUCAUGAUCCUGGCCCUCGUGGCUGUGCGGAAGGCUAUGGACUACCUUUUCUCUCAGCAUGACCUCAGCUUCCUGGAUGACGUCAUUCCAGAAAAAGACAAGAAGAAGAAGGAAGAUGAAAAGAAGAAGAAGAAGAAGAAAGGGAGCAUAGACAGUGACAUUGACGAUUCGGAUUAUCCGUUCAAAGAAAAUGUUCCCAGCAUUAAAAUCCCCAUGGACAUGAUGGAGCAAGAGCCCUUCCUAAGUGGCAGCAAAACCUCAGAGCGAGAAAAAACACCAUCUUUCCUUGAGCAACACACAUCGUGCUGAACGGAUUUGUUUCAUAAAGUCUAACUCUAUGUCAAGCCCUCCGAGAACUGUGCCUCAGAUUAGAAUAGAGCUGGAGCCUGAAGACAAUGGUUUCUUCUGGGGGAGCCGGGGAUCCGAGACAUCUCUGUAAUCUACACACUUUGUACAUGCUGACCUUUACCAGCCAGCUCUCACACAAAAACAAAAAACCUUUCCACAAUAUGUUUUCCAAUACAAUCAAAACGCACACUAUAUCACACUUUCCCAAAGGUGAGAUGCUUGGAAGGAUCAAGACACUUUUUAUUUAUUUAUUUUUCCCCCCUCAGUGCUGUUUUCUGCUAAUAGAAUAAACUGACCACCUGCUGGACAGCAAUUAACCAGGAAAGACAAUGUGUUUUAACUCUUUUUGCACUGUGGGUGCCAUGCUACUGUUAUACCUAGACAAUUUUUUUAAAAUGUGAGAAACUGUUGUGUUUGUUUUUCACCCCUUGCUCAUGUGAAGCACUGCCUCUUCCAGUCAGCUUUUGAAUAUCCCUUACUAUGCAAAAUGUCAUUUGUAUGUGAUGCCGUAGCUUGUAUUUACAUUUCAGGUAGUCGUUUCUCAACAUGCAUGGCAAUGGACUUUGAGGCCUAACCUGCAGUUUUACUUAUUUUUAAUACUUACAUUUUCCUGUAGCAGGAAAAAAAUAAUCUGACCUGUUUCUUAGUUCUACCUCUGUUUUUAGAUGCCAGGUAUGUGGAGGGGGGGGGGGAACAAACCAAAAAACAAACAUAGUGAACACUUUUAUUUUGUUUUAUUCUUUUUAUUAUUAUUGUUUUAAGGGCACUGCAUAGGACAUAGGAGUAUUAACAUUCGUUUUCUGUCUUUUUAAAAUGAUUUUGGAACACAAUAUUCAGAGAGAUUAAAUGUAUUAUAUGAAAAACAAUAUUUGUGAUAUAGAAAUAAUAUAAUUGUUAAGAUUAAGUGUAUUAAAAUAAGUUUUAAUUGUAAAAUAAUGAUUUCUCUGGUCUGUGCCAGCAUGAAGAGAUUGAUGCUGAUUGUAUUUUAUUGUUGUUUUUUAAUCACAUAGAUCAAUUCAAUACAGUAUUGUUAGAUUAUUGGUGAACCAAAAGCAAUGCAUCAGUGCUGAGAAGCACCUGAAUUAUGGGAUUGAAUUUCUCUUCACACACUGCUUUAGCGAGUGCCACUUUUUGGUAAAAAAACCUUUUCAAAGUGUUUUGCGGUAUUGCAAUAAUAAUUAUAUUUGUAGUCUAUUUUUGGACGUUUCUCAUAAUUAAUACUUGAUUUGUACAAAUAUAGAAAGAGUGUACCUAAGUGGCUUAAAAGACGUAAAAGGACGAUCCAGAAAUGUAUUUAAGUUUUGUUAAAUAACAGAAGUGAUUUUCCCUUUAUUUCAUAUUUGAUUAUUAUGUGUUAAUCUUACCACAAAUGGUGACAUCAUCCUGAUUUUAACUGAAUAAGGAAUGCUGUCUGUCUACUACUGUAUCCUGUAAACACACUGUAACUCUGUGUUUCAGGCAUCAUGCUUUUUGUAUCCUUACUUUGUGUUUUACAUAAACCUGAUUCCAUGUUUUUUUUUUUUUUUUUGCACCUUGUUAGUUCUGUACUAUAGAGUGCACUUUGAUACACAUAUUAACCAUAUGGAUGACACUUAAUUUAUGGAGGAGGGGGUAGUUUAUCUUAAAAAUGAGAAUUAAAUGUAUGAGCAUGUUUGACAAAUGAAAAGAUCAAAUGACUUAUUCUAAAAUGACUGCAAUAUGAAGCAUAAACGUAGUACUAGAAUAUUAAUAACUGACCAUGUUCUCAUUGCUUUUUAUUGUGACAUUUUAGAAUAAAAAAAAUAACACAAGUGAAAUUAAUUAUUUUAGCAUUUAUAUUUUUCAAAUGAAAUGAAUAUUGAAAAUAAACUGACUUUAUGCACUUAA